Messenger RNA from Raphanus sativus (radish), 1262 nucleotides. Its product is annotated as WAT1-related protein At1g68170. The transcript has 7 exons. NCBI's taxonomy places the organism in Eukaryota, Viridiplantae, Streptophyta, Magnoliopsida, Brassicales, Brassicaceae. The record is from RefSeq and is a predicted model, not a curated record. The coding region runs from base 54 to 1160 and encodes 368 amino acids. Gene Ontology annotation, molecular function: transmembrane transporter activity. Gene Ontology annotation, cellular component: plasma membrane.
UCUCUCUCUCUCUCUCACUUGUUGGGUGGGAAAAUAGAAGAAAGAAGCAAAAAAUGGCUAGGAAAAUAUAUGAAAUGUGGAGAGAAAUGAAGGCUAUAACGGCAAUGGUGGUGGUUCAGAUAGCAACAGCAGUGUUGAACAUUUUGUUCAAGCUUGCGGUGGUAGAUGGUAUGGAGCCAAGAGUUCUCGUGGCUUAUCGUCUCUUCUUCGCUACACUUUUCAUGCUUCCGCUUUCUUUCAUCUUUCAAAGGAAGAAGAGGCCAGAGUUUACAUGGAAUCUUCUAUUACUAGCACUUCUCUCGGGGAUACUGGGUUCGGUGUUACCGAGUACCUUCACCAUUACUGGUCUGGCUCUAACGUCAGCAACAUUCGCUUCUGCUGCUGCCGUUCUCACUCCCUUGAUCACUUUCGUAUUGGCUGCGUUUCUUAGGAUGGAGAGUGUACGGUUUGGAACAAGAGAAGGGAAGGCUAAAGUUGUUGGGACACUCUUUGGUGUUGGUGGAGCUCUUGUCUUUAUAUUCUACAGAGGAAGUGAUAUUCAUAUGUGGUCAACGAACAUUGACCUAAUGAACAAAUCACAUGACCCCUCACGUGAUGCUACCUCCCACCAUAUUUCUAUCCUCGGGGCUCUUUUAGUUUUUGGUGGCAACUUUUCCUACGCAUUUUGGCUAUUAUUGCAGGUGAAAGUAAGCAAACAAUUUGGAGGGGCUUAUUGGAACGCGACGCUAAUGAACCUGACGGGAAGCGUUGUAGCUAUUAUUAUCGCUCUUUGCUGGAAUUGCGAUUUGAACGAAUGGAAAUUAGGAUGGAAUAUCAGGCUCUUUACGAUUGCUUAUGCGUCAGUUGUGAUGUCCGGAAUGGUGAUAGCAGUCAACGCAUGGUGCGUCGAAUCUAGAGGACCCUUAUUUGUAUCGGUAUUUAGCCCUGUAGCACUUGUCCUCGUAGCUCUUGUUGGAUCAUUUAUUCUAAACGAAACACUUCACGUGGGGAGCAUAAUUGGUACAGUGAUUAUCGUGGGAGGAUUAUACCUUGUGCUAUGGGGUAAGAACAAAGAAAUGAAGAGUAUCACCCCAACCUCGGAUUUUAUUGAAACAAAUAAGACUACUAGCAAAGACAUCUCUCUCAACAAUCUCCCAACAUUAAGUACAAAUGUCCCUUGAAUAAAAAUACAAAUACAAACCAACAAUUACCUUUUUACCUGUUCUAGGCUUUAGCUAGUAUGAAAUAUUAAUUUUUCUAUGUAUGUUAUAUGUGAUGAAGAA